Theobroma cacao (cacao) is the source of this 882-nucleotide messenger RNA. Lineage: Eukaryota; Viridiplantae; Streptophyta; Magnoliopsida; Malvales; Malvaceae. The record is from RefSeq and is a predicted model, not a curated record.
CAGAACGACCUCAGUUAACAAAAAUUCGAUUCCCAUAAGUACUUUAAUAUGUGACAAAACUCCUUAUAUUUUGCCACAAGUUUAACAAAACAACCUUCAGCAGAACCAACAUGGUCAACUCAAAUAAAAGAUAAAGACAAAAGUAUGUUAUGCAUGGUAAAAAUAGACUAUCCAUCUUUCUCAGAUUCCAUCCAUUAACCCGUUUCCUUCAUUCUCCCCUUCAAAUUCUUCUGUCUUCCCCCUCCCUAUAUACAAGCCUGAAGCAGCAGAGAUUCUGUGUCUCUUAUUGCACAACCUCCAAUAGAGUUCAGAAAAACAUGGCAACUUUGCAAAGGUCUGCAGUUUCGUUCAGGAGGGAAGGGUCAUCAGGUUCGGUCUGGGAUGACUUGUAUGUGCUGGGGGAAGACGGCACGGUGCAUUACAGGGAUCAGCUAAGGCCAUGCCAGAGCACCAGAGAGCGCAGCAGCUCAACCCCAGUGCCCAACGCUUGCCCUCGUAGCAUGUCAACCCCGGCCAUGGAUCCAUCUUCUCUCAUUAAAGUAUUUGGCAAAUUGUCUCGUGAAGAUAAACCUUUUCCUGAAGUCCCAAAGUUACCACAAUCCAAGUCAAAAAAGCACAAGGCUUAGUCUCAGGUUAACAGAUAUUCGGCAUUUGUUGUCAUUGGGUUCUCUGCUUCCCCCUAUGCAUUUUCCUUAAUUUCCCAUUUAAUUUUCUUGACAAACCAUAUUUUAUGUAUUCAUUUAGUAGAAAAAUUCUUUAACAUACCUCAAUGGUAUGACAAGUAACUUCUAAGUUACCUCAAAUAUUAUAUCAUUCCUGUAAGUUCCUAGUAUCUUUUUAAGAAUAAAUGGCAGUACAAAUUUGGUCAGCAUUAUACAGUUA